Tetrahymena thermophila SB210 is the source of this 2778-nucleotide messenger RNA. RefSeq names its product selenocysteine lyase family protein. Lineage: Eukaryota; Ciliophora; Oligohymenophorea; Hymenostomatida; Tetrahymenidae. The transcript is spliced from 6 exons. The record is from RefSeq and is a predicted model, not a curated record.
AUGCUUGAGAAACUACACGCUACAUCCGGCAUGGAUAGAGAAGAAAUCCUCAGAAAUAUCGUUGGAUAUUCUACACUGAUUGAUACACCUUUCGGUCAAAGAUGCGCUCUUUACGCUGAUCACACUGCAACUGGAAGACCCUUUAAAAUGAUUGAAGACAUGAUUUAGCAAAAAAUCAAGCCCAUGGUCGCAAAUUCACAUACAGAAACCUCUUUAAUGGGUUAUUUCUCUACUUAAAUGCUUCACUAUGCAGAAGUUUCAAUUUUGAAGUCGUUCAAGGUGUCAAAAGCCACUCAUUUCUCUGUUCCUUGCGGAAACGGAGCCACUGGCGCUUUUGAAAGAUUGACAAAAAUAUUGAGAGUUGCUGAUAUUGCAAAAAUGGAAACCUAUAAAGCUCCUGAUAUUGAAAAAUGCAAGAACCCAAACAUCCCCGCUGUUUACAUUACUCCUUAUGAACAUCACUCUAAUAUCCUUCCUUGGUCAAAUGCUGGCUGCAAUCUUCAAAUGGUCAAUGGAGAUAAAUAUGGUAACAUGAAUAUUGUCGAUCUCUAAGAAAGACUUAUUGCAAACUCUCAUUUCAAAAUCUAAAUUGUUUCAGUAAGUGCCACUUCUAAUGUGACAUCUUAAAGAACUGAUCUAUCAAAAGUAAAUGAAAUGAUUAAAAACUACAAAGAAAAGCAUCUCCUUCCUGGACAUAAAAUAUUCUUCAUAUCAGAUUGUGCUGCUUUUUGCUCCCAUAACAGAUUGAAUUUAAGUGACGAAGGCUUAAGCGAAAUAGAUUUUGUCUGCAUAUCUCCUCACAAACAUUUAGGUGGUUCAGAAUCUACCGGCGUUCUCAUCGCCAAGCUCUCAGCCUACGAUCUCACUUAACCCCCUUCCUUCCCAGGUGGUGGUACUGUCAAGGCUGUUGUUGGUUUGGAAUCUGACUAGACCUGGUACGACUCCGAUCCCACUGCUAGAGAAAUGCCAGGAACUCCCAACGCUAUUGGUUUUUACAGAGCUGCUUUAACUUUUGAGUUACAGGACUAUAUUGGAUUGGAAUUCAUCAUCGAAAAGGAAGAAUAAAAUGCAAAAUACUUCUAUAACCGCAUUCAAUAAAUAAAUGACGAAUUCAAAAGAAGCGAACAAAUCCCACCCAGAAAUGUACACAUUUAUGGUGAUACUGACAUUGAAAUCAGAUACGAUGUUUUCUCAUUUAACAUUUAUGGACCUGGUACUACAACUGAUGCCUAUGGCAAAUCACUUUUCCACCCUAAUUUUGUUGCAAGAGUUUUAAACGAUGUAUUUGGUAUUUAAGUAAGAAGCGGUUGCUCUUGCGCUGGUCCUUAUGGAGUCCUUUUACUCGGAAUCCCUCAAAAGAAAGCUGUUGAAAUUGUUGGAGAAAUGCUCAAUGGUUACGAAGACGUUAAACCUGGCUGGAUUAGACUUGAUACAUUCUUCUCCUUUGAUAAAUAUGAAUUAGACUAUAUCGUUGAAGCUAUUCGUUUAAUUGCAAUUUAUGGCGAAAGAAUUUUGAGAUUCUACGAAUAAAAUGUUAGAACUGCUCAAUUCAAUUUUAGAGGCCAAUCUCAUCCAAAUUUUGAUUUCUCUUUAUUCGGCCUUUAGAGAGAAAACAUCAAUGAAAUUGCUCUUGAAGAAAGACCCAAAUACCUUGCUGAUUAACUUGAAAUUGGAACAAAGAUCAUGGAGAAUCCUCAAGAAUAUAUCAAAGAAAACUUCCCCCAUUUAAUGGAAGGCAUUAAAUCUGAAAAUAACUCAGAUGGACCCCAUAGUCUCAAUUAAUCUAGAUCAUCAGGUAUCAGUGGCAAAUCUAUCAAAGCCCUCCGUCCUUUGGUCAUGAAGAAGGAAACUGACUCAUCAACCUCCAAUAAAUCUUAAACCAAAAUACCUUAAGCCAUUAAGUCUGAGGAUAUCCUUAAAACCAAUAGUUCUAGCAGUAAUGCUAAUAUUAAAAAUAUGAUCAGUGCCUCUAUUCGUGAUGAAAUUAGAAAUGUUUUAUCUGAAAUGCCAAAUAUCUCCCAAAAACUUGCUGAACCUCAAAUCUAAUCAAACACUUAAUCCAAACUUGAUAUUUUGAAAAACAUUUUUAACAAAUACAGCUCAUAAGAAGCUUCAGGAACUGUUGGAAUUAAUUAAAUAAAUGCUUUGUAAUUUGCAUAAGAUUACAACAUACUUUCUUCUAACAAAGUAACAAUUAACGAAUUAAUGCAUAACUUCAAUAUUCUAACCAAGAGCAAGAAGCAAGAUAUGCUCUUAUUCCCUCAAUUCACUGCUUUCGUUGAAAAUAUUGCAAUUUAAGUUUUAUAAAAUAGCGAUUAAUACGUAACAAUUAGUGAUAAAUUGGAGGCUUUCUAUUCUCAAUAUUUACAAAGAUAAAAUGUUUAAACAACUAAAGUAUUGAGAAGACCUCUUGCUAACAAAAAUAAUGCUAUUAACUGGAAUAAUGGAAUCAAAACUUAGCCUGAUGACAAUAGUAUCGAAUACAUUGACAAUAAAAUAAAGAACCAAACUCCUAUUCAAUAUUCUAGCAAAUCUACCAAAAAUUUAAGCUCUAAAAAUAUUAACGAUAACAUUUUCAGUGACCGCAGAGCAAAUAAGAUUCAACCUAACUCUCCUAUACAAGAAAAAGCUUUCUAUUACGCUGAUUCUUACCAUACAAGCAGCAAAUCCUAAUUGUAAGCUUAACAAAAGAAAGAACUUAUGAUUUAAAGAGCCUAAGAAAUUAAAAAAUAAUUAAAAGAGCAUGAAAAAAAUCUUUAUGCUUUCAUUUCAAAGUGA